AUGGACUUAAUCAACUCAUCUCCUAAGAAGAGCAAAAGCAUGAGCUUGGGCAGUGAACAAGAGAGCAAAAGUAGCAGAGGAUACAAAUACGCGGGAGUGAGGCGGCGACCUUGGGGGCGAUAUGGUGCUGCGAUAAGAGAUCCUACUACCAAAGACCGGCACUGGCACGGGACUUUCGACACGGCUGAAGAAGCAGCUUUAGCCUAUGACAGAGCUGCCCGUUCCAUGCGCUCUAAUAAUAAAUCUAAUAAACCAGCUCGUACCAACUUUGUCUACUCCGACAUGCCCCCUGGUUCUUCAGUUACAGGAAUAAUCUCCCCCGACGAACAACAUCAUCAUCAUCAGCAGCAGCAGCAGUUCUUGAUUGAAACUGCUGCUGCUCCUACUGCUAACAAUGGAGCCGAGUAUCUGAGUCAAUUUUCCGCGAAUAACAGCAGUGGCGAGUGUCGGAGUUUCUCUUCCAACAUGACUACCUCAACUCCAACUACAACAUGCAGGGCGAUUCCAAGUUAUACAAAUAUUGUAAUUAUACGACGACAUCAGCAGAACUGCCUGCAUUGCCACCGGAUAUCAUGA
Lycium ferocissimum is the source of this 576-nucleotide messenger RNA. Its product is annotated as ethylene-responsive transcription factor LEP-like. The transcript has a single exon. Lineage: Eukaryota; Viridiplantae; Streptophyta; Magnoliopsida; Solanales; Solanaceae. The record is from RefSeq and is a predicted model, not a curated record. Bases 1 to 576 code for a protein of 191 amino acids. Gene Ontology annotation, biological process: regulation of DNA-templated transcription. Gene Ontology annotation, molecular function: DNA-binding transcription factor activity; DNA binding.